Sphaerulina musiva SO2202 is the source of this 1611-nucleotide messenger RNA. RefSeq lists its product as uncharacterized. The record is from RefSeq and is a predicted model, not a curated record. Bases 1 to 1611 code for a protein of 536 amino acids. NCBI's taxonomy places the organism in Eukaryota, Fungi, Ascomycota, Dothideomycetes, Mycosphaerellales, Mycosphaerellaceae. The transcript is spliced from 4 exons.
AUGAAGAAGCAUUUCAACUACUUCGCAACGGAAGUCACAAGCGACAGGUUGCAGCGAUCAGGUGGAAUGAUCUCAGCUCCCGCAGUCAUACCAUCUUUACCGUUAUGGUGUGUACCAAACAGACGCUACCCUCUGGUGAAGAGACCGCGCCGGCAGCACGAGCACAAUGAGAAGCAACUCACGAGCCUCAACAAUAAACCGGGAACGUUGCUCGAUCAAUCAAAUACAGCCAUCGCGAACAUACAUCUCAAACAACAAAGGCAAUCCGAAUUGCACAUACGGAACCGGAAGUGCUACGGCGUGAUACAGCACGAUGUGGUGGAUACGUCAGUGUCUAUUGACAGCCAACUCAUUGCAUUUCAGGCCGAACAGCAAAGGCUCCUGGAUUCCCUCUCAGCUCGCACGCGCUCGUUCAUUGACCAAGAAGUGGCAAACCUGAGCGCAACGAGGCUGACCCUUGAGGGACAAGAUAGCGCUUUCAGUCGGCUCCAUCAAGACUUGGCGACUCAAACGAUACGAGGGAAGGAUCAAAUGGACAAGUCGAUCAAAGAGGUCGGACCGCUCAAAGAAAGACUGCUCAAGACGACUGUGGAAACGGGCAUCGCAGAGCUGGGCGCAGCAGCGAUGUUUGGUGAGAUGUCGGGAAAAACCGUCGAGCAGCGCGACGAACCCCAAUGCCUGCGUGCUCAACUGUCGGAUGCAAACCAGCAGCUUGAAAAGAGCCAAUCGCAGCCGCUCGAUAUGCUAUCAGAAUUUGUAGCCAACAAGAAGGCUCUCAGAGAGCGAGAAAACGACGAGAUGAUGCGACAAAUGCAACAGAUCCUGAAAGCCAACAGACACACUUCUGCCGGAACUUUGUGUUCGGAAAGUUUUGGAAAGCUCCUGGAACAGUCGACGGCCUUAGGUAGCCAGGCUACAGAAUGCGAAGAUCGUGCGAUCACUCGUUUCGAUGACGAUUAUGCGACGGCAGAUAAAUUUAUAGAAGCAUUCGGAAUGGCACCUUCUGCAGCGCAAGACCAGACCACUCGGUUUGAGGAAGAGCGCAUCCGAAGAUUGGACCAUGAGACGCAACUCAUUGAUCAUGUUGUCUUCCGCCUUCAAGAGCAAAUUAUUGUCCAGCAUGAAGUUCACAAGCGCUCUUUAUCUGGUCUGGCAGUUGCAGUUCCUGACUCCUAUGUCGACGUUCAGGAUUCCAUCGCCGCAUCGGUUGAUCAUCUCAGAGCCUUGAUGACAACUUUGCUGAAGAUGCCAACAAGGCACGAGAGAUCACCAUCUCCGAAGCAUCCCAGCUCUACCAAGACUGUCGUUUUCACGGACAGUGACGCCGCCCCAGCUGGAUGGAGCACCCAGAACAAAGCUUCGAAUCUCCGCGAGCUAGAUCCCAAUAUCUACAUGAACAAGCUCACGACCGUCUCCUCACUUAAGCGGUCUGCGGCGAGCAGUGCUUCGGCAAUAGUUAGCGAAGAAGACAAGGAAGAUUCAAUACCAACAUCAUGUCAAUUUUCAGCAGUUGAUCAAACAGUGACCUGUGGCGCAAUUGGAGCAUACGGAGAGUCAUGCGCGUGGCGCGGACACGGCAAAGCCUCGGGUCCUCGUGCACCGGCGAGCUGA